Molecule: messenger RNA, 887 nt
Organism: Salvia hispanica
Lineage: Eukaryota; Viridiplantae; Streptophyta; Magnoliopsida; Lamiales; Lamiaceae
Source: RefSeq, a predicted model, not a curated record
UUUGAGGCCCAUUAUCUUGGUAAUACAAAAUCUUAACCACCAAACACCACAUUGAAAGAGACUGAGAAAUCUGCUACAACCAUGACGUCUUCCCCCUUUCCGAUUACCGUUACCCUUAAGCACCACCGUCACCGUCGCCCUUCGCCGCCGAAACACUAUGUCUCAGCUAUCACACCAAACCAUUUCAUGAGUUUCCGCUCACCUUCCUCAUUUUCAAAUAAUCUCCACCCUUCAUUUCCCUUCUUCAAGCGCAAUUAUCGCUUCCACCGUUGCUGCGCCACUAAUUCGCCAUCCGAACCGCCGCCGGAGAAUCAGAUACCUCCAGGUAAUGCUCUGGUUUGGAGAUUCUUUAUCCAAAGUAAUGCCAUGGAUCAAGGAACAUAUUUUGGAAUUUUGGAUGGUGAUCUUGAUCUCAGGCACUAGCUCUGGCUUUAGACUUAUUGGUGACAAAUCUGGGGGUGAUCAAGUUACCAAGAAACGAACAAGAGGGGGCCUCGUAUUCAGCACUUUAUCAGGUAAAAUGCCUUAUUUUUAGAUGUACUUAUUAUACUGCAAGACUAUAGUUAUUUAUGAUUUACUUGUAUCCUGUGAAGUUCUCACUUGGUAACAAUCUUGACUGAUUUUAUUUGUCAUGACCUCAUUUUCAUUGCCUAUAUAGUGUUCAGCUAAUAUCUCCUCUUUGAUGUUGGACGGUUUUGUUGGUUUGGAAUGAUAGUGAUGUCAUUAUUGGUGCACAACUUCAUAUCUCAUGAAUAAUUUGCAUCACUAGUAGCUGCAUUUUGGAAGCCAGCAAAAAUCUUCAUCAAUUUGUAAUGAUAUGUUUAUCUCAGUUCAAUUCUCCACCAGAAAUAGGAAAGAAACAGAAUUCGGGAGGCCCGUCAUCUCAG